AUGUCAGUACCUCCCCGUCCCCCCUCGGAGCGUGUUCGUUCUCCCUGCCCCCCGCCUCCCCACGCGUGCGGCGCUCGAGUGGCUGUGUCGUCCCGCACGCCCUCCCUGCGUCUGUCGUUCCCUCCCAGAGCGUGCCGAGCCACACCCACCCAGCUAAGCUCCCGAAGUACCCCCCCAAGACUCAACGGAAGAGCACCUUUGGGUUCUGAGGAGAUCCCAGUGUCUGGAGCCUGUACCCUUAAUCUCCAGCCUGCGAGUGAGACACCUGCAACCCAGCAGGAGAGGACCUUGGCUCCUAGCCUGACUCAGCUGAGCCUGGUCCGGAACUUACAUGUAGAACUGACCCUGAGCCCCAGGGUAGCUGAGCUGACCCCGGGUUCUGCAUGCCAUCCAGAGAUGACCCUCAGUCCUGGCUCAACCGAGCUGACCCUGGAGCCCGCACACCAGCCAGAGGAGACCCCCGUCCCCAGCCUGGCUGAGCUGACCCUGGAGCCUGUGCACUGCCGACCUGAGCUCCUGGAUGCCUGUGCCGACCUCAUCAAUGAGCAGUGGCCCCGCAGCCGUGCCUCCCGCCUGCACUCCUUGGGCCAGUCCUCAGAUGCCUUCCCCCUCUGCCUGAUGCUGCUGAGCCCCCGCCCCACACCCGAGGCAGCCCCCAUUGUGGUGGGUCAUGCCCGCUUGUCACGGGUGCUGGACCGGCCCCAGAGCCUCCUAGUGGAGACAGUGGUGGUGGCCCGGGCUCUGAGGGGCCGCGGCUUUGGUCGCCGCCUUAUGGAAGGCCUGGAGGAUUUUGCUCAGGCCCGGGGCUUCCGCCGGCUGCACCUCACCACCCACGACCAGCUGCAGUUCUAUGCCCACCUGGGCUAUCACCUGGGUGAGCCUGUGCAGGGCCUAGUCUUCACUAGCCGACGGCUAUCUGCCACCCUGCUCAGGGCCUUUCCCAGAGCCCCCUCUCCCCGGCCACCCUACAAGGCUCCUAGUGUAACUGCCCAAACUGCCCCAAGAGCCCACAAGGGGCCAUCGUUGCCACCACCCCCUCCCCUGCCUGAGCCCUUGACCUCCUCUCUCCCACCUCCCGCUGGGCUCCCUCCACAAAGCCUGCUGGAGACUCAGUACCAGGAUCUGAGAGGAUGCCCCAUAUUCUGGAUGGAAAAGGACAUCUGAGGGCUACCCAGGGCAGGGCACUGUCCUUCAGGGUCGAUGGACUGCUUAGGACACUACCAGCCUCAGCCCAUGGGCCAUACCUCAGGCUCUAGCCCCUGGGGACAGCUUUAGCCUGACCACACUUCCUGAGUGCCAGUGGGGCUGGGAGAUUGAUUGCUCCAUAGCUGUGGCUCAGAGCUGACAACGUGGUGGAAUAAAGGCUUCUGUUGGGUGUGGC
Molecule: messenger RNA, 1381 nt
Organism: Canis lupus familiaris (dog)
Lineage: Eukaryota; Metazoa; Chordata; Mammalia; Carnivora; Canidae
Gene: NAA80
Product: N-alpha-acetyltransferase 80, NatH catalytic subunit
Exons: 3
Coding region: 1-1164 (387 amino acids)
Biological process (GO): protein acetylation
Cellular component (GO): cytoplasm
Molecular function (GO): acetyl-CoA binding; N-acetyltransferase activity
Source: RefSeq, a predicted model, not a curated record